AUGGCAGACGUUAUUUCAUCGCCAAGACUAUCACAGUCAAGAGGAGGAUCCAGGGAUAUCUCAAGUGCUUUUGCGCUAUCUGUGAUAUGGACAAGCCCACUAUCUGAUUAUAAUCGCGUCCUUGCUACCAACCAGUUUGCACUUACGGUGCUCACAUAUCCUAUGUGGACCCAGCACUGGCCACUUGCUGAGCUACGUAUUAUCGAUAGAGAAACAAGGAAGAUCAUCAGCGGGAAUGGAGGACGACAUCCACUUAGCUCAACAGCUGUAUUAUAUCUACCUAGAGAGAAAGGAGGACGAGGACUGCGAUCCAUUGAACAAGAGUAUAAGCUGAUCAAGAUCAAGGCUGCUGUCAAACUUUACGAGAGUCCGGACCCUAUGAUGAGAGCUGUUCAACAGUUUGAAGAAAGAGCUGCAGACAAGGGAUUCUCCUCUCUCAUUAGUGAUGCAAAGAAAUUUGCCCAGGAACUCAAAGCACAGAUGACCAUCACAGACACCAAAUGCAGAAUGUGCCAUAUGGCUACAGAAUCAACAAUACAUGUACUGAGUGGCUGCUCAAAGAUCGCCCAAAGUCUUUACACAGCCAGACACGACAGAAUGCUGAGACCGAUAUACCACUGUUUGCUGGAAAAGUACAACUUUCAGGAAAACGACAAUGGAAAGCCAUGGUACCAACAAAGUCUACCAUCAGCAGUACUUCAAAAUGAAAAGGCAAAAAUAUACUGGAAUGUACCCUUUCAACUUGAGAAAGCUCCAGAAAACAGUGCCAAUAAACCCGACAUAGUUGUACAAGAUAAAGAAACUAAUGCUUGGACACUAUUUGAAGGCACAGUUUGUCAAGUUGUUAAGAUUGCGGAGAGAACUGUUGAAAAACAAGAAAAAUACACGGAACUACGUGCAGGCAUCAAAAAAGAGUGCAAAAGCUCAAGUGUAAAUCAGAUUAACAUAGUGCUUGACUUUCUCGCAGGAAAUCACGAACAGCUAAGAAAAGACCUAAGAACAAUUACAAAUACAGACAGGGAAGUGAACUUUCUUAUAGAACGAUGUCAGAAAUGGAUUUUAAGCCAGAACGUUAAUAUAGUCAAAACGUUCUAUGAAUAUGCAUAAGCUGAAGAAAGGAUUG
Actinia tenebrosa (Australian red waratah sea anemone) is the source of this 1123-nucleotide messenger RNA. RefSeq lists its product as uncharacterized. The record is from RefSeq and is a predicted model, not a curated record. NCBI's taxonomy places the organism in Eukaryota, Metazoa, Cnidaria, Anthozoa, Actiniaria, Actiniidae.